Pichia membranifaciens NRRL Y-2026 is the source of this 507-nucleotide messenger RNA. RefSeq lists its product as hypothetical. Gene Ontology annotation, biological process: cytoplasmic translation; ribosomal large subunit assembly. The coding region runs from base 1 to 507 and encodes 168 amino acids. Gene Ontology annotation, molecular function: RNA binding; structural constituent of ribosome. Lineage: Eukaryota; Fungi; Ascomycota; Pichiomycetes; Pichiales; Pichiaceae. The record is from RefSeq and is a predicted model, not a curated record. The transcript has a single exon. Gene Ontology annotation, cellular component: ribosome; cytosolic large ribosomal subunit.
AUGUCUGCUGUUCAAGAACAACCAGUUGCAAAGCAAACCAGAAAGACUGCUAGACCUCAAAAGUUGAGAUCGUCAUUGGUCCCAGGUACUGUUUUGAUCCUAUUGGCAGGUAGAUUCAGAGGUAAAAGGGUUGUUUACUUGAAAUCAUUAGAAGACAACACUCUCUUGGUCUCUGGUCCAUUCAAGGUUAACGGUGUCCCAUUGAGAAGAGUUAACGCAAGAUAUGUUAUUGCUACUUCCACUCAGCUCUCAUUAGAAUCUUUAGACUUAUCCAAAUACAAUGUUGCCUACUUUGCCAGAGAAAGAGUUUCUUCCAAGAAGUCCGAAAAGGACUUUUUCGGUGAAGGUGCUCCAAAGAAGGAAAUUAGAGCUGAAAGAAUUGAAGACCAAAAGGUUGUCGACAAAGCAUUAAUCUCAGAAAUUAAGAAAACUCCAUUAUUGAAGCAAUACCUUGCUUCUUCUUUCUCUUUGAAAACCGGUGACAAGCCUCACCUCAUGAAAUUUUAG